AUGUCGGAGGAGAUCAAGGACGACUUCGACGCGUUCGACGACGAGCCGACGUCGGACGUGAAGCUUACGCCCCGGUCGCUGCUCGCGGUCGUCCGCGCCGCGGAGGAGGGAACGCCGACGGAGAGCCUCGCGGACGCGGUCGCGAAGUUGAAGACCGACGUCGCCACGCUCGAGGCCGAGGCCAAGGCCGCGAUCGAGGAGGACGGCGACGGCGCGACGCCGGCCGCGAAGGCGCCGCCCGCCGCGAAGGAGGCGCCGUCCAAGAGUUUAGGGCUGAGCGCGGAGGGCGAGGUCCAGGCCAUCGGCGUCGCCAUGGAUCUCUCGUCGAUCCUGUACGGGUACCAGACUCGAACCGCGCGCGUGUUCUACAACGCCGAGAGCGCGUCCGCGUCGAAGACCGCGGCGGAGAUCCGCGAUCAGCUCGACGACGCGACGAUGGGUCUGAAGCGCAUCAACGUGGAGAUGAUCGGCACGCUGUCCGCGGACGCGUCCGCGGUGUUCGAAACCUUGAGAGACGCCAAGCCGGAGCCGGGGGGCGCCGUCGUCCUCGUGGACGACGACCCCGAGCGCAUCGCAUGGGUCACCGCGCGCGUGGGGUUAGACGGGGUGGAGGCGAGCGCGUUCAAGCACGCGACCGGGGCCGUGUGCGAGUACGACGAGAACGGGUCGUUCGCGCGAUCGAGGAUCGUGUCGCACGAGUAA
This is a messenger RNA of Micromonas pusilla CCMP1545, 702 nucleotides long. RefSeq lists its product as uncharacterized. NCBI's taxonomy places the organism in Eukaryota, Viridiplantae, Chlorophyta, Mamiellophyceae, Mamiellales, Mamiellaceae. The transcript has a single exon. The record is from RefSeq and is a predicted model, not a curated record. The coding region runs from base 1 to 702 and encodes 233 amino acids.